GACAAAAUCACCAUUCGUGGUCUCGCAGUGAAAGUAUUGACUUGGGAGGAUUCAAUCUCGUUGCUUUGAGCUCAGCCGGCCAUCAAUUCUUCCGCAGGAAGUGAAAUUCAGUGCUGCAGAACGCCUCGCACAGAGGUCGUGCCCCAGUCAUUUUUGAGAAAGAACCUCAACCCCAAUCUCGAUCAAGGGUGCACACAACACGGCCGCUUCCAGAGUACAGGCAUUGCUUCAGCUCUCAAGCUCUCACCCCCAACCAAGGUUUUCUGUUUCACCAAGCAACACACCUCCACAUGUCCGCCGUGCAAGACGGUCCGUCGUCGGCACUCAGCCACCAAUCAUCCACGGCCAUGCCUCCACCGAUCGAGCUGACCCUUGUGGUCGCCGCCACGAGGCAGAUGGGCAUCGGCAAGGCCGGCACUCUGCCCUGGACGGGCCUGCGGAAGGAGAUGGCAUAUUUCGCGAGGGUGACCAAGCGGGUCCCUGCUUCGAGUGACCCUUCAACAAAGACGCAAAACGUGUUGAUAAUGGGCCGCAAGACGUGGGACAGCAUCCCGCCCAAUUUCAGGCCGCUCAAGGACAGGCUCAAUAUCGUCAUCAGCCGCUCGCACCCGGACCACCACCACCACCACGACGCAGACAGCGACGAUGCAUCCGAGACGACAGCAGCUUCGGUGGUCAAGCUGAGUUCUCUCGACGCCGUGCUGAGGUAUCUCCAAGCACGUCAGGCGACCACCUCCUUCUCCUCCCCUGCUGCUGUCAAGGAAGGACAGAGUGGCAUUCAAAUGGGCAAGGUCUUUGUCAUCGGCGGCGGGGAAAUCUACGCGGCCGCCCUGAGACUGAAAGAGGCGCGAAGGGUGCUGCUCACGAGCGUGCAGAAUGACUUUGAGUGCGACACGUUCUUCCCGCAGAUCAGUGAGGAGACCGGGUGGGAGAAGCAGAGCAAAGAGGCGCUGGAUGCUUGGACAGGCGAGGAUGUGCCCGGAGGCGAGCAGGAGGAGAAUGGAACGAGAUAUGAGUUCCAGAUGUGGGAGCGGAAAUGAGUCUGCCGCUUUGAGAAUUCAAGCGCGUCUGUCCAAAGUGCGGUAAUCCGAUAUCAGGGUGCUUGUAGUUUCAGCUCGAGGUGGGUCCUUGCAGUGCAUU
Molecule: messenger RNA, 1140 nt
Organism: Microdochium trichocladiopsis
Lineage: Eukaryota; Fungi; Ascomycota; Sordariomycetes; Xylariales; Microdochiaceae
Product: dihydrofolate reductase-like domain-containing protein
Exons: 2
Coding region: 291-1040 (249 amino acids)
Biological process (GO): glycine biosynthetic process; folic acid metabolic process; tetrahydrofolate biosynthetic process
Cellular component (GO): mitochondrion
Molecular function (GO): NADP binding; dihydrofolate reductase activity
Source: RefSeq, a predicted model, not a curated record